UGGAAAGAUGUGAAACGAGGUCGAAAUUUCGUUGAAACUUUUUCACUUAUUUUCACAUUCAAGAUAUUAAUCGUGCGUUUAAAUAUCCGUGAUUCGACUGUCAUUAGCAACAUUGUUGUGCAGAUUCUGAAUCCAAUACUGGGAAAGCGAGACGAUGAGCCAAGGCUGUUGAUCGUAACCUGCGGUCGUCCAGCCCCCCGGCGCCACGUGUCUUUCUGUUACACAUUUUGUCCCACCACAUCGCAUAAUUGUUGAGUUCUCCAAGAACCAAUGAAUUACCCAUUGGGAUGCGCGGUGCGAACGAAUUUUUUAACGCCUCGUUUUGAAAAAAAUUAAAGUUUUUCAUCUUCGAUAAAUCGGACGUGAAAGGCGAAAUAAUCUCACGAUAAUUGUCAGACGUUGAGGCAUCCAAAGACAUGAGAAUUUUCGGAAUAAAUGUUUAAAACGAAGUCGAGGGCUUCUGACUCGACGACUUUCCGUUGCCUGACGCACGUGCACAAAAUUCUUAGCGUUGCUAUACCUCCGGAACAAAGUGGUGAAAAUUAUCCUCAUUUUCGCAAGAGCUUCGUCUCCAGUCCCCCUAGAAACGACAAUUGGAGAGAAUCCGCAGCAAAGUUUGUACUGUUGCGCAUGCGGAGUUUUGUACCCCUCCCCGAGUGGGAACACGUGGAAACUUUUUGAACUUCGGCACCAAAUUACAAAAUAGUAUGCACUGCAGUGCCUCGCAGCUUCUCUCGGAAUUCGAUGAAGAAAAACCUGCCGGAAGACGCGCUUUGAGGGAGCUGCUGCCUCGACGGCUCUGCCGCACGAAUUUUAUAUACAAAAAAACUGAAAUAAUCUUCGUUUCUCAACGUUUCCGUUCGCCGAAUUGUUACGGGAGAGAGUUUCGGCUCCGUCAUCUAGUUGCUGUCAGUUUCGAGAUCAUUUUGCGAAGUUAAUCUCCAUCACUCAGACAUACACCAUGAAUCGAUGAUCCCCAUAAUUCUAAUGUAACUACGUGCCAAACUGAAAUGUGAUAUUUCGAAGGUGACCGAUCAAAACGGCGAUACGUACGGCACAAUAUUUAAUCGGGGGUCUCGAGUCUUGAUAACGCCGAAAUAAAGGUGUAUCGAAAUCCAUUCACGGCCUAAACGACGCCUUCAAUGAUUUAUAUCUUUGUGCAAUGAGAUAAAGAUCUUGGCCGAUGGUUUAUCGGUACGAAAAAAGAGUCCAUUCGUGACGAGGAAUGCCGAAGAGCGGGCACAACGACUUUGAUUUUUGAUGACUGUUCAAUUGAUUUCGUUUGCAUGCAAGAAUUAAUGCAAAAUUCGUGAUUCAUUGUCCCCGGGAUUAUAGAAAAAAGGGAAGAGCCUCUUCUGUCAUUCUGUCAACUGUUGUCGCGUGCUUGUCAACGAAUAAACGGUAGAGAGAAUCGCACGACAAUGGCGCCGACCGAGCGAGUGUUGCACGAGGCCAUCCAAGUUGCCCCUCUUGCUAUUUCGGACGACGUCAAGCGCCAGAAGGUCGAAAAUCAGCUGGCAAAAAUGAGGUUCUCGGCUGCAACCGUGCGAAAGAUCCAGGAUGUUUUCGUUUCGGAAAUGGAAAAGGGCAUACACCAACAAGCCUCGUCACUGCAGAUGGAAAACACGUACAUACCCGAGCUGCCCGAUGGCACCGAGGAGGGUUUGUUUCUGGCACUCGAUCUCGGAGGAACGAAUUUCCGGGUGCUACUGCUCGAGCUUGUGAACGGUGUUGUUGUACGGGAGGAUGUAAAGCUAUGUCACAUCGGAGCUCACUUGAGAGUGGGUUCGGGAUUACCACUUUUUGAUUACCUCGCCGAGUGCGUCAGCAAUUUUGUAAUCAGUGAGGGUCUUCAGGACGUGGAGCUUCCUUUAGGUUUCACGUUCUCGUUCCCAAUGAUUCAGCACUCCCUCGACAUCGGUAUACUCGUCACGUGGACCAAGAGCUUCAAUUGUCCGGACGUCGUGAACGAGGAUGCGGUGAAACUGUUGCGAGAGGCCCUCGCAAGACGUGGAGACACGAGGGUCAACGUCGUGGCCAUUUUGAACGACACAACCGGCACUUUGCUCCAAGGUGCAACCCAAGACCACGACACCGCGAUCGGCCUCAUUUUGGGCACCGGAAGCAACGCCUGCUAUCUCGAGAGAGCAGAUAAAGUCGAGCACUGGGAGCCGGAAAGACACGGGGAGCGAGAAGUCAUCAUCGACAUCGAAUGGGGUGCUUUCGGCGACAACGGCGUUUUGGACUUCAUAAAAACGGACUUUGACCGCGAAAACGAUGCGAAUUCCCUCAUCGUCAGCUCCUUCACAUUCGAAAAAUACAUCGCCGGAAAAUAUCUCGGCGAGGUGGUGCGCGUCGUACUCGCCAAAUUCACCAAAGACGGUCUCUUGUUCUCGAAACAAGACGUCAGCAAUCUUCUCGUACCUGGCAAAUUCACGACCGAUUUCGUUUCCGACAUCGAAGAGGAUUCAGUCAACGGUGGAAGUGAACACACGAAGCGAGUGCUCGCGAAAUUUGACAUUGUCCCGGACGAGGAUGACGUCAGCAUCGUUCAGUACGUUUGUGCAGUUGCCUCGAAUCGUGCAGCCCUUCUAGUUUCGAUAUGUCUUGCGAGUAUCUUGGAUCGGAUGCAACGUGAAACUGUAACGAUAGCUGUCGACGGAUCUCUUUACAAGCAUCAUCCGCGACUGGAAAGUUGGAUGAACAAUUACAUAAGCCUGUUAACGCCGACUCGAAAAUUCAAACUGAUUCACGCACAAGAUGGAAGUGGCAAAGGGGCAGCAAUAACCGCAGCGAUUGCGCUCAGGAUCCAGAAGAGAUUGGAAUGAAAUUCGAUCGGUCGUUGAAAAUUGCACGGUCUUUCCUUCGUCAUGGUGUCUCGUGACAAUUUAACAUAAUGCGUAUAAGGGGGAGGAGGAAAAAACUAAAAAAAGAGGAGGAAUCUUUGAUUUAAACGAAAACAGGGAUAGAAACCCGCGCACAAAAUAUCUCGUUAAGGGCAAUUAUCUUCCAAAGAUUCGCUCGAACGAGGAGACAAAAAAGCUGCGUACCGACGAGCCGGAAAAGCGAUAAAAUUCUAUCCGAAUUUUCCACUCCGUCGAAAACAAAAUUCCUAGUUUUAUGGAGCAAUGAGCUCCAUAAAAGCUUUUUGGUUCAAGAGAAAAUUAAAUGGCUAGAGCGUGACGCUCUUCAGGGGUUGAGCCCCUCGAGUCGAAGCUUACAGAAACGCCGAUUAAAUCGAUCAACUUCCAGGCCUUCAGGAAACAGCAAAAGCUGACAAAACACGUACGGGGAAUACCUUAAAAAAGAAAUUUCGUCAAGAAUAUAUCCACACUUGGUCGGCUGUUUCCAGAGAAUCGCGAAGCACAGAGAAACUCUGGUUUUUAAUAACUUUUUAUAAAAUCGAAAAAGUCAAGUGGCUUUCGGCUUAACGUGCGAUUUCCUCCGGCAUUUUUCCUCCGUGCAGAUCAAGUUAGACUUUUAGAUAAGCGACGACGAAGAGAACAUUAUUUUUCUAUAUUGUUGUUAGGUUAGACAAGAGAACUAUGAGAAUAGAGGGGUGAGGGCUCCUUUCGAGAGGAAUCAUCUCGUCAGCGUGCUCUGCCCCGACUCGUUUUAUUUUUCGAAAUAAUAUUUUUAUUCUCUUUGUUAUUCGCCAUACGAAAACAUUCCAUUUGUCUUUAUCCUCACGCUCGUUCUGGAUCAGAUCUGUUUACGAUUCGGGCCAAUUCGUUCGACCCUUUGAGAACGAACCUGCAACGAUUUUAAAUUCUAUUUUAUAUUGAAAAUGAAAACUUGAGAAAAAUAUAUAUUUAUAGAAAUGUUGAAGAAGCUAUUCGGGUACUGAGUCUAUCGUGGACUCGCUUGCUCGCUCGUUUUAUUGAUUAUUCAGUUUUAGUUCCUGUUGUAUAUACAUUUUGUUUUCAAUAAUAGGUUGAUAUUUUUGUUUUACGUUUCUGACUUUUUCUCCCAUUUUUCAUCGAUCUUAUAUUCUAUUGUCUAUGGAAAAAAAAGAAAAAAAAUACAAUAGUUCGACGGGUAUCAUUUAGACUUUAGCAUUAUCGUGUAUGUUUUGGUGGAAUAUUCGACCGGUGAAGGAUCGAGCCUUCUCGCUAUUUUUCCGUAACAGAAACGUACUCGAGAAGAAAUAAACGUGUGAAAAGUACGCAAAAUAGGGAACGAUCGAAAACGCGUCGUCGAAGAUGCUCGUGUGCGUUUGAACGGCUGAAAAAAUGACGAAAAACAGUUCGAAAGAGCGUCAGGAGCACACAGGGUUGUGAAUUUUCGUCAAUCGAAAAAAAAUGAAAACAAAAAUAAAACGUGAAGGAAUUGGAGCCGCAUGGAUCGGUGUGAUAAACGAGACGCGAAUUCUCACCCUCAGAAACAAGUGCCAGAAAUAAUAAUAUUUAUUUAAAAGAGCUCUUGCGAUGUUGAUGCAUCUUUGAAAUCGAGAAAAAGAGAGGCAGGAGAUGGAGCGAAAGAUUGUUGAAUAAAAAUGUAAAUCAACUAUUUUGAGCAUUUUCCUUCGUGUAUGUGAAAAAGUGGGAACGUGCGUUGAUAAUAAAAUUUAUGAAAAAAUAA
Messenger RNA from Venturia canescens, 4581 nucleotides. RefSeq names its product hexokinase-2-like. Gene Ontology annotation, molecular function: D-glucose binding; fructokinase activity; ATP binding. The transcript has 10 exons. Gene Ontology annotation, biological process: glucose 6-phosphate metabolic process; glycolytic process; intracellular glucose homeostasis. Gene Ontology annotation, cellular component: cytosol; mitochondrion. Lineage: Eukaryota; Metazoa; Arthropoda; Insecta; Hymenoptera; Ichneumonidae. The coding region runs from base 1422 to 2828 and encodes 468 amino acids. The record is from RefSeq and is a predicted model, not a curated record.